GACUCAUAUAUCCUUAAGUUUCUUUAUUAUAUUAAAUGUUUAGUUUUCAAUAUAUUUUUUGCAGGUUAUGUUCCCACGUUACCUGAGUCACAAUGACUUAUUUAUUCAUUAUUUGGAAAGCAUCAGCAAGUGAAAAUCUAAUCUAUAACAAUAAUCCUCCACAAUAUGGCAACGUAGCUUCGUUCGCCGAUGUCGGUCUCUCCGUCACGACAUUCUCGACAUGGUACCCCGGCUAGAGGGGACCGCGCCAUCCAAUAGCCUGCGCCUACCGAGUGCUUCCCCCUACCCGCCUGCCCUGCGUUCAGUACGCUACAUCACUUCUCGGGUCGCCGUAGUUCGACCAACACCGAGUAAACUUUGGUCCGCGACGCGUCAACAAUUUCGGUCACAAAGCAGGUCAACCAAUAGACUGUUAUUAGUGCGGGUUGCGGUGACGAACGGUGACCAUGUUCGACGUGUUCGGCUCCGUCAAGGGGCUGCUGAAGAUCGAUUCGGUGUGCAUCGACAACAAUGUCUUCCGUCUGCAUUACAAAGCCACGGUCGUGAUACUGGUUGCGUUCUCUUUGCUCGUCACUAGCAGACAAUACAUCGGAGACCCUAUCGACUGCAUCGUGGACGAGAUCCCGCUCAAUGUUAUGGACACUUAUUGCUGGAUCUACUCUACGUUUACGAUCCCGAAUCGACUUACGGGAAGAGUGGGACAGGAUAUAGUACAACCGGGGGUGUCGAGCCAUGUGGACGGUAAAGACGAUGUUAAAUACCACAAGUACUACCAAUGGGUGUGUUUCGUACUGUUCUUCCAAGCUAUGCUGUUUUACGUACCACGCUACCUGUGGAAAACCUGGGAAGGCGGAAGGAUCAAAAUGUUGGUGAUCGAUCUCAACUGCCCCAUUGUAAGUGACGACUGCAAGAACGACCGAAAAAGACUGCUAGUCGAUUACUUUACGACGAACCUCCAUAUGCAGAACUUCUACGCGUUCAGGUUCUUUAUAUGCGAGGUCCUUAACUUCAUCAACGUCGUCGGACAAAUCUUCUUCAUGGAUUUCUUCCUCGACGGCGAAUUCAGCACGUACGGUAGCGAUGUGUUGAAAUUCACGGAAAUGGAACCCGAAGAACGAGAAGACCCUAUGUCAAGGGUGUUUCCUAAAGUAACGAAAUGCACAUUCCACAAAUACGGUCCAUCAGGCUCGGUGCAGAAGUUCGACGGCUUGUGCGUGCUUCCUCUCAAUAUCGUGAACGAGAAGAUCUACGUGUUCUUGUGGUUCUGGUUCAUCUUCCUGAGCGUCCUAUCCGGAAUCUCUUUGAUCUACCGCUGUUGCGUCAUCGUCGGACCCAAGAUGCGUCUCUACCUCCUUCGAGCCAAGUGCAGGAUUGCAUCUGCAGAGCAAGUGGAAACGAUCGCGAACAAGUGCGAGGUCGGUGACUGGUUCGUUCUGUACCAGCUAGGGCAAGAACAUCGAUCCGCUGAUCUUCAAAGAGGUAAUGUCGGAUCUAGCGAAGAAACUAGAAGGGAAAGAGACUGUAUAACGAAUGUAAAUGAUCAAGUGGGUAGGGAGUGGAAGCCCUACUGUUAUAUACUCAAACGCCAUUCCAAGCGAUCAACUACGGACCAAUCUGCAAAGUUCUGUGAUGACAGACAAGACUGUAAAUAAAUAUAUAUGAUUUCCGGCCAGCUUUUCUGGGUUUGGCUGUGAUAUAUAUGUUGAAAGUAUGUAAUUUUGUAAAACGGUACGAUAGCUCAAUUAGGUCAUUCCGCAUUAUACUUCGGAUGGUCCGUUUUCAUAUUCCCCCACUAGGCGUAAGACAAAGACCAUAACUAGAACAAGAAUUUGAAUAUUGUAAAAGCAAUUUUACUUAAGCUAUUGUGGAAUUCAUAUCUAAGGGAAAACCCAGAUAGUGCCAAAAGAGGCAAAUGACCCAUAUG
This is a messenger RNA of Acanthoscelides obtectus, 1924 nucleotides long. The record is from the annotation of a GenBank genome assembly. Lineage: Eukaryota; Metazoa; Arthropoda; Insecta; Coleoptera; Chrysomelidae.